AUGUACUUUCUUGUAUCAUUGCUCAGCUCAUCGUGGUUUCUCUCUCCAUCAAAUGCGUAUCUUUCCGAGUCAUGGUCCUUGAUGUCCAGUGAUCGACCGAACGUGCCCAAAUGUGUGGACAUUCCGGCAAAUUUGACGCUUUGUCAGAAUAUGCAGUAUACCCAAAUGCGACUACCAAAUCUGCUCGAUCAUGACACUUUGAGAGAGGUUGUUGACGCCGCUCGUGACUGGGAGAACCUGCUCCGCUUGAACUGCCAUCCAGACACACAACUCUUCCUGUGCUCUUUAUACGCGCCGAUCUGUCUGGAUAAAGAGAUUCUCCCGUGUCGAUCAUUGUGUGAAGCGGUGAAAAAGGGCUGUGAACCGCGAAUGUCGGUCUACGGUUUCCCAUGGCCUGAGAUGCUUUCAUGUUCUCGAUACGAGGAUGGCGAUAUGUGCAUUCAGCCGGUGAACUCGUUGAAACCCACCGAACCCGCCUGCUCAGCCUGUAAACAAGUGGCCACCUACGAGAAUUUGGUUGACAAUUUCUGCAGAAGCACGCUAGUUGUGAAGGGAAAAGUCGGCUCGGUGCUACCAAAUUCGAUUAAAGUAAGAAAUGCGAGAUCACUGAAGAAAGGCGAUCGGAGGAGAUCUGUUGGCGAUACGGAGAUCCACCUCUCGAAUGCUGGCCGGGAAUGCCCGUGCGAGGUGUUGAACACCAAUGACAAGAGUUCCCGUGUUUUGAUCAUGGCUAGCCGCGACGCUCAUGGACACUAUGUGGCCAAUUUGAUUGUACCCUGGCAAAAGGAGAAGCAAUUCAAACGCGCUAUUCACCAUUUCCAGCGUCUCAACUGUCACUCGCUUGGACGCGAAAUUCGCGAAUCGGCCAGACGACGACCCCACGCCUAUCACAUGAGAACCCACGAUCUACCACCGCUU
Messenger RNA from Mesorhabditis belari, 918 nucleotides. The record is from the annotation of a GenBank genome assembly. NCBI's taxonomy places the organism in Eukaryota, Metazoa, Nematoda, Chromadorea, Rhabditida, Rhabditidae.